Messenger RNA from Biomphalaria glabrata, 5293 nucleotides. Its product is annotated as RING-box protein 1. Gene Ontology annotation, cellular component: cullin-RING ubiquitin ligase complex; nucleus. Gene Ontology annotation, biological process: protein ubiquitination; ubiquitin-dependent protein catabolic process. The transcript is spliced from 6 exons. Gene Ontology annotation, molecular function: ubiquitin protein ligase activity; zinc ion binding; cullin family protein binding. Lineage: Eukaryota; Metazoa; Mollusca; Gastropoda; Planorbidae. The coding region runs from base 60 to 407 and encodes 115 amino acids. The record is from RefSeq and is a predicted model, not a curated record.
UCCGCUAAAAAAAUGACGUACGCAGUUCAAUCUAGUUUUUUAAUAAAUGUAUUCACAAAAUGGCAGCAGCAAUGGAUGUUGACAACAAUGAAGAUAUUGAUGAAGGUCCAAGUGUUUCAGGAGAAAGAGGAAGCAAAAAACGUUUUGAAGUUAAAAAAUGGAACGCUGUUGCCCUUUGGGCUUGGGAUAUUGUUGUAGAUAAUUGUGCUAUCUGUCGCAAUCACAUCAUGGAUCUCUGUAUAGAAUGUCAAGCAAACCAAGCAUCUGCCACUAGUGAGGAGUGCACUGUAGCUUGGGGAGUUUGCAAUCAUGCAUUCCACUUUCACUGCAUCACUCGCUGGCUGAAGACCAGACAAGUGUGUCCCCUGGAUAACAGAGAGUGGGAGUUUCAGAAGUAUGGCCACUAGCCUGAAGUCCCCGCGCCACACCCUGUGCGGGAGACUUGUGUGGCCAACAAGUCACAUUACAAACUUGUACAGAGUCACGUGUUGGUGAAAGACGUUCAAGUGUGUCGUUUGCUUUGACUGUUUCCGUCUUCAGUUUCUUUUUUUGAUGGGUUUUAAAACUUAGGAAAAUAAAAAUCUUUUUUUUUUAAACAUUUUUGUUUUUGUGCUCUAUUUAAAAUAGUGUUUUGUAUUUAAAAUAGUGUUUUGUAUUUAAAAUAGUGUUUUGUAUUUAAAAUAGUGUUUUGUAUUAGCUUUUAUGUUCGUCGUGUUUCCCUUUAGCAUGAAUGGGAUGUGUGGCCGAGAGGCUAAGUACACUUGGACUUGCAUGGCUUGGCUGCCUAUCAAAGGGGGCUUCAGGUUCAAUCCCGAUUCGAGCAGAGUUGUGUUUACGAGCGCCUAAAGGCAGCACAUAAAACUUUCUCCUAGAUACUUUCACUAGUCCAGAAAUAAGAUUGGACCAUAGCGCUCUGAGCAUGCUAUAAGCAUGAAAGAUGGGUCAUAUUUUUUUUUGUAUUCAGUUGUUAGGAAAAUAUUUUGUACAGUUUUAAUCCAUGAUUGCUAACCACUAGUUGAAGCGUAAUACAGAAUAAGCAAGGACAUUCAAGCUUCCAAGUUUCAACAUUUAUUGGUCGAGUUAGUUUUAUGGCCACUAGUCUGUCCCUGUCCCUUACCCAUCAGUGCUGGGAUGUACAUGGAGCUAAUCUCACGAUGCCAACCCGAGAUUCGAACCGAGACCCUCAGUAGGACAGACCAAUGCCUUACAAUUCGACCAUCGCUCUCAAUCAGUUAUAUUAGUCACGAAAAUAUGUUCGUCUAUAAAAAGAAAAAAGGAAUACGUUCUUAGUUUCAAAAAUCUUCUUUUCAGUAAGUCUUUUGCGAUUCGGAUACCACAUACGUCAUUUCGAUGUAGAUUUAUCGGUACUAUUAAGACGCACUCAACUCUAUGUUUGAAACACUAAAGUCUUCUGAACGCAGGAUUUGAAACUUGAACUAGAAAGAUGGGUUUAAAUAUGUUUUGCUUUUAGAUCUGUAUCUUUACGUAUUUUCAUUCAUUGUAGGGUUAAACAAGUCCAUUGUAUAGCUACAUAUCCCGAUAAUACUUCGUAAAGGAUAAUACAAGAAAGCCAAAAUAAGUCUACGUUAUAAAAGCCCGAAUCAGUCGAUGUUAAGAAGACCCGAAUCAGUCAAUGAUCCGAAUCAAUAUAAUCAAUGUUAAGGAAUCCCGAAUCAGUCUGUGUUAGAAAUCCCAUUUUAGUCUAUGCCAUGGUACCGUAAUCCCAAUCAGCUUAUGUUAUCAAAAUCUGAUUCGGUCUAUUUUAUGACUACUAUAUCUUUGAACUAUAAAAAUGCAAAGAGUCUUGUCAACCUAUGUAACUCUUCAGCACGUUCUAAUCAACUUGUGAGCGAUGUGCAUUUAGAUUUUAUGAGAAGAGAACUCUGCCAGAUGCUGAAAACCUUUUACAAAAAAAAAUAUUUCACUGAGUGGCCCAUCAUGAAAAUGGCUCCCUAAUCAAUAAUUUAAGUGCACUAAUUCUCUUCAAGUUCCCAGAAAGACGGUUCCUGUCGGGAUUUUUUUUUGUGGUGACAUUGAUGUUAACUACUUGCUUUUCCCCCCAAUACUUUAAAGGGAAGUUACAGGUCUUUUCUAUUGGCUCUCUCUCUACCCUACCUAUGUUUGGUAGUGGGUCAAUCAAAUCGUCUACGAAAAGCCAGAAGUAUAAUCCAUGCGUUCGUAAAGUCAUUCUACUUAAAGAUUUUAUAAGGUUAUAAUUGCCGGAAGUGGUAAUAGAUCUAAGCAAUCCACUACCUGUAAAAUGAUCUCAUUAGUAUGCGUCUAAAGUUUUCUCUGACAACCAGUCCUACUCCUGGCCUCCCUUUGUGGCUCAAAUAUUGGGCCCGGCGGAACUUAGCACUAACACAAGAAGGUGACAAAGGCGAGUAACUUGCGCUUAAAUCAGUUAGCUUCUGGCGGAAGAGCUCGCUAGCCAUGGCUGGCUACCUCUAGAAUAAGACAAAACUUUGAAUUCAAACCUCUGCUGCAUUGCAGCUAUAUCCUAACAUGGAAAAGGCUUCGGGAGUCAACCCUGAGAGACAUCGGUAGCCAGCUACCCUUAGGCAGUUUGAAGCACAACACCCUGACAGAGCCUGCGACGCCGCUGAUGCCAAACUGUAUCGGCACUUGCCGUUCCAUUAAAAACAAAAACUGCGUCAAAGGAGGAAACUGCGGUGUGGGCUACAUCGUUCCGACAUUAGCCAAUGUCCAGUCAUCCAACUCAUUUCUUAGAGAUGAUACAUAGUUGCUUUGAAGAAGGCCGUAGAGAGGUAGACUACAUUAAACGCAAUCGAUUAUACUUUCACUUUGUAUACAUUCUUUAAAAACUUCACUUUACAUUGGAGUACUAUUAGCCAUUUCGAAGAGAGUCUAUGUCUAGAUCCAAGAGUUAUAGUCUAAAUAGAAUUGACAUUGCUGACGCUAGCGAAAUGGAACCACACUACUAGACAAGAGCGACGUACGCUUGUAGCCUGUAGCCUGAUUCUCGUGUUUCAAGAAACAUUGCCUCGUACGAAAUGAACUUUUGUUAUUGGAAAUUAGUUUAAGACUUAGGCGUUGUCAGAAUACUUGAGUAGUAGUUAUAGCAAGAGCUGCAAUGGUCACUUUGUGUGAUUACAUCUAUGUAUAUAAAGCUAAUUCACAUUGACACUAAGUUCUGAUCGAUAUAGUUCAACAGUUAGGAAAUAACAAGGACCGUAGACAAUACAUGAGAUAGUCUGUGACUUGGGACUAACUCAGCGUUCAGCUUUUUAUUAAUGAGACAGUCAACGAAUUUUCGUUAAACUGUCAAGAGCACUUUGGAUACACAUUAACUCUCUCUCUCCGUAAUUAUUUACCACUUUCUGGUGGAAUCAACGCUGGUAUCGACAGUUAGGAGAAAAAGAGUUAAAGCUGAUAAGAUUCGAAAGGAAAUGUGCGUCAGUUUUAACUUCCAUUGAGUUGAAUGACUUCAUCUGAUCUAUGGGAAGAAGUGAACAACGUUACGACUGUUGUGGCAGCGGCACAACUCUCAAUGAAUGGUUUGGACGAACACUUUCUGGGAAGAUCUGCAUACCAGAACUGCGAAAAACAAGGAAGGGGGGGGGGGCUAAUUCCAGCUCCGGAGAAAUUCAACACCCGGCACCUUACAUUUAGGGCGAAUCUGAAAUGAUACAAACGUAUAAUCGAUUAUUUAUUCAUUUUUCCCCCCACCCCCAACUCUUCUGCUUCCCCGUCGGUUACGCCGCUGCUUUUACUUAAUAAGAAGUCUACAUACUUAUUUUAUUUAUCAAGAGAGAAACAAGACUUAAAGACGUAUGCGUCCAUUGAAUUACUUUGUAGCAACGUCCGUGUCAUGAGAAAGAAACAAAGAUAAAGGCACAUUCCUCGUCCCAUAUGCUAGGACAAAUUUGUACAAAUACUCCUUCUUCCCUAGCGCUAUUAGAGCAUGGAAUGGGUUGCCUGAGCUAGCCAGGAAAACCAGUGACUUGGCAGAAUUUAAGUCAUUGGUUAAUAUGCAUGACUGAAUGCAUGACGCGUAGGACGUAAUCACCUUCUUUUUUUGAAGUAACGUCUGUAUUAUAUAAGAUAAGAUUAGAAGAACCAUUUAGAAAAAGUCUUGAUAUGAAUAUGUAAUCUGAUUUUACAAUGUAUUUUCUAUUAAUGCUAAUUAAAAUAAAACAUAAAUCUGUAUAAACCACCGUGGUUUGAAAAUACUGCGUCCAAAAUAUAUGUAUAAAAAAAAAAUAGUUUGAAAAUACUGCGUCCAAAAUAUAUGUAUAAAAAAAAAAAAGAAGAAGGUCGAUGUUUAAUGAGCAAUUUAUUUUAAUCUGUUGUACUCGUGGCCCAAGAGAGUUCCUGUUAGCGGCACUAAUAUCUCCAGAUUAAAAUUAUCACUAAAAUUUUGUCAUAAUCACUUGAGCAAGCAUUUGACAUUUUCAUUAAAUUAAUGAUACCAAACAAAAUUCUUUUAUAAUAGUUUAAAAAACAACAACUCUAGAACCAUUACCUUGUGACAUUGACCCUUUCAGGGUGACGUAUUUUUUAAGUUCACGUGACCAAAGCCCAUAGAUUCCGCUUUUCCAUUGGCGAGUAAGUGAGACAGUCUGGACUUCCUGGAUACUGUCUGGUAACUUCUGUCUGGCCUGUGUAGAAUGUUAGCUUGACCUGCCGUCUGCUCCAUAAGUUUGUUCGAGAGAGUGUUAAAACAGAAAUUGACCAGUAAAACACACACUUUAAAAAAACUCUCUUUAAAAGAUGAACCCACGCAGGCUUUUAUUGACUAGAUACAUUGGUUAUAAAGAUAUAGGGUGAGACUAAUUGGAAAUGAACGCUCCUCCAAUAACACAGUAGGCCUAUAUGCUUUAUCUAUUUUUAUUUCCAAAAUUAAAAUAGACUCCAAAUAACUGAGCAACCGGGUAGCUUCAAAGGCGUAUGCAGGUGGUAGGGUAGGACUGGGGACCUGAAUGACACCGUAGAAAACAUUUGAUCUAAAUACUUGAUUGCCAUUGAAGAAAUGAUUAAAGAGUUGAUAGGUCGCAAGAAAUGAACUGCACUUCAAUGUCCACGAUACGCCCUUUGUCCGAUUGUGUUUUUUUUUUUGUUUGUUUUUGUUUUGUCUGAGUGUGUGUGUUGUUGUUUUUUUUACAAUAAUAUUAAGAGGGAAUUGUUUUAAAAUUUUCGUUUCUUUGGACUGCGUGUUCAGGGGGGGGGGGGGAAUUGUUGUGUUCUGACCAUAGAUAAUGCACCUAUUUACACUCUUGUGGAGUCAGCCGAGGACAGUGUCCUUCUUAAUAAAUUGUAUUCUACAAACUUG